Messenger RNA from Vollenhovia emeryi, 3273 nucleotides. RefSeq names its product anoctamin-8-like (gene wwk). Lineage: Eukaryota; Metazoa; Arthropoda; Insecta; Hymenoptera; Formicidae. The transcript has 15 exons. Gene Ontology annotation, cellular component: plasma membrane. Gene Ontology annotation, molecular function: chloride channel activity. The coding region runs from base 102 to 3053 and encodes 983 amino acids. Gene Ontology annotation, biological process: chloride transmembrane transport. The record is from RefSeq and is a predicted model, not a curated record.
GAGAGGGCGGACGAGAACGACGUAGUGAGAGGAGUCACAGUUCAGUUGAGGCGCAAGGGUCCUCCGGCUAAGGACUACGGUCCCUGGCAGUCCGGGACAUUAUGCCAGGCGGCGAGGGGUCCCCGAUCAAUCUCCUCGACCACCACCAUCAUCAUCGCGCGUCGGCCACGUCCACGACGGACGAGUGCGCGAACGGCGACGAUGUUAGGACCGCGUCGUCGGCGACGAACACCGGCGCGACCUUCACCAGCGCGAUGACGAGCGCCCUAGCGGGCGACGGUCUCCGUCGCAGAAAGGUCAUACACGCGGCCCGAGAGACCCUCGAUAAGGCGUCCCGUCUUUUAAGACGGAAAAUACCGUGUACAGGCCAUUUAAUGACCCCCCGCCGCCUAUGGAUACAAAAGGUUCCUACUCAGGAAUGCGAUGUAGUCAUGAUGUUCCCCAGCGGGGCGAACGACGAGACCUUGAUGUGGCUUCUAGGUCGGCUCCGGGCUGGAACCCCGGGGCUAAUAGUUCACGUGCGACAUCACGCCUCGUCGGACAGUUACGGGUUUUACAUUACGGCACCAUUUAGCGUUCUGCUCAAGGCCGCCGAGGAGGUGCAUCUUCCGAAGUCCCUGAGACAGGAAUUCGGCGGUGGAUUCAAAGAGUUCGUCGGCUCCGAAGCUAACUGCUUCGAAGGUAGCGACGACGAGAUCCGGUUCUUCACUACCCAAGAGAAGCAAUCCCUUGUGCUGCACCUACUUCAUACCCUGAGGGCCGGCCCUCACGAUCUCCAUAGUCUAUCCGGUCUUAAGAUGGUGGAGGGUCAAGCGAUUAUCCCAAAGUGCAUUUCAUCCGGUAUUAUUUCUCAGGUCUUCCCUCUUCAUGAACUACCCGCGUUAGAGAAACUGCAACGGAGUUGGGUCCGCGCGUUCCUCAGCCCUCAACCGUUGGAUGAUAUUUGUAAAUACUUCGGGGUGAAAAUCACCAUGUACUUCGCCUGGCUCGGCCACUACACCACCGCUUUGAUCGUUCCAGCUGCAGUGGGUGUCAUAUACUGGGUCGGCAUCAUCGGCAGGAACCAAGCGGUGGAGGACGUGGCGUACGUUCUGUUUUCGGUGUUCAACGUGAUAUGGGCUACCGUAUACCUGGAAACGUGGAAAAGGAGGGGCGCGGAAUUGGCGUACAGGUGGGGCACUUUGGAUCAGAGGGACGAUUUGUUGGUCGAGCCUAGACCUCUGUUUACAGGAACCUUGGAAGUCUCGCCAGUAACGGGCAGGCUAGAACCGACGUAUCCCAGGUGGCGGAGAAACAUGUUUCGGUACUUCGUCAGCGUGCCUAUUAUCGCUAUCUGUUUACUCUUCGUCUUCAUCGUCAUGAUUCUGAGUUUUCAGAUACAGGACUGGUGGGACGCGCAUCUUGAAUCCGGGGGCUAUGGAUUCUGGCUUAGUUACGUGCCAAAAGUGUUACUCGCGGUGGUGAUUGCAUUGAUGGAUGAAGCGUACUUCAAAGUCGCGGUGUGGUUAAACGACUUGGAAAACUAUCGACUAGACACCGAGUACGAGAAUCAUCUGAUCUACAAAGUGGCACUGUUUCAGUUUGUUAACUCCUUCCUAUCGCUGUUCUACAUCGCCUUCUAUCUUCAAGAUCAAGAGAGACUCAAGGAGCAAUUAGCGGCUCUACUCAUAGCUCGCCAGGUGAUCGGGAAUCUGAAGGAAUCCGCGGUGCCGUACCUGAUCGAGCAGCUACGGCUGGCGCGGCUGAGCUUCGAGCUGUUCGGGGCCCUGAGUCCCAGCGAGGCGAGGCCACCCCCCGGCCAGGAGGGCGAGGAGCUGCAGGGCGGUAAAGACAGCGAGGAGAAGGACGAGCGACUUGACAGCGGCAAAUCGAAGCAACCGCGAAACGUCAGCCAGGCAGAACUGGAGAGUUCCCUCUACAGAGUAGGGCAUCCCACUAAUUCUCUACUUAGUGACGUUACGUUCAAGUACGACGGGGCGUUUUCAGAGCAUCUGGAAAUGUUGUCGCAACUGGGAUACGUCUGUCUCUUCUCUUCCGCAUUUCCACUAGCCGCGAUGGCCGCAUUACUUGGGAAUCUGCUCGAAUUACGCGGCGACGCGUUCAAACUGUGUUUCGUGCUUCAACGACCUUUCGGGCGUAGGGUAUCGAAUAUCGGCACAUGGCAGAACGCCAUGGAAGCGAUGGGCCUGGUCGCCAUUUUGGUAAACUGCGCCCUAAUCGGACUAAGUGGGCAGGUGCAACGAAUGUUUCCGGAGAUGUCAGCAACGCAAACGAUUUUACUAAUCGUGGCACUGGAGCACAUAAUGUUCGCUAUUCGAUUUGUGAUUAUUUGCGCGAUUCCCGAUAUACCUCAUUGGGUCGCCACCGAAAUGGCUAAGGUGGAAUUCUUAAGACGCGAGGCAGUCCGAAGGCUAUCCUCGACUCCGUCACCGGAACAACAGCCGACAACAGUGAUAGGGAGAUUCGUGGUGAGUCCAGCAGACGGAGACAGCGAUGAGCAGCGCUUGCUUUCCGAACGCGCCGGCUACGCGACUACGUCCAGUCGCGCGGACACCCCGACCCUGGCCUCGACCGCCGCCCACACGCCAAGCGGGCCGACAACGCCGAGCGCCGCGUCGGUGCCGAGGAUCGCGGAGACACCACCUCUGGCUGGGACCCCCGGCAGCGGCGGGAGCAGCAGCGAGACCAGCCCGUUCUUACCCGAGGGCAAUUCCAACGUCACCCGGGACAUUCGUAACACGCCGAGAUGUUCUAUACCCGGAGGCGAACGAGGAAGACGCUCGAGGGAAUGGUUGAGCAACGAACCGGAAGCUUCCGGCACCAACGAUCAGUAUAGCCACCAUCUGACCAUCGGACCACACGGUGGCGUUGAUUGGGUACGUCGGUUAGGUCUGGAGCCGGGUGGACGGAAAUCGAGUGAUUCCGAAAUCACCGGUGCCGCUGCAGUAAGCGGACGGGAGGAGGAGUUAACUUUGCACAGGUCAACCGAUUGUAUCGUCUCCAAAGAGCUCGCCUCUUCCUCGGAUAGCGAUCUUCUCAGGUACAAGGAAUAAAAUACACGUACCGCGACUUUUCUACGAUAAAAUACCUGUUCCGAUUGCACAUUUUAUCAACCGCCAGGAGAAUCCCUCAGCCGUCUUUUUUACCGACACAGUCGGACAUAAUUUUUACGCUUGUAAAUCCUUUUAUUAGCUUUUAUGCCCAAAAUAAUACUAGGAUAAGUUGCGGACCGCAUACGAAAACACUUUCAUACUUCAAACACUCAGUUCAGAA